Fukomys damarensis (Damara mole-rat) is the source of this 2073-nucleotide messenger RNA. RefSeq names its product G protein subunit alpha 15 (gene Gna15). The record is from RefSeq and is a predicted model, not a curated record. The transcript is spliced from 7 exons. The coding region runs from base 18 to 1142 and encodes 374 amino acids. Lineage: Eukaryota; Metazoa; Chordata; Mammalia; Rodentia; Bathyergidae. Gene Ontology annotation, molecular function: guanyl nucleotide binding; G protein-coupled receptor binding; GTPase activity. Gene Ontology annotation, biological process: action potential; adenylate cyclase-modulating G protein-coupled receptor signaling pathway; phospholipase C-activating dopamine receptor signaling pathway. Gene Ontology annotation, cellular component: heterotrimeric G-protein complex.
UCUGAGGCGCCCCUGCCAUGGCCCGCUCGCUGGCCUGGUCCUGCUGUCCCUGGUGCCUGACGGAGGAGGAGAAGACAGCGGCCAGGAUCGACCAGGAGAUCAACAAAAUUCUGCUGGAGCAGAAGAAGCAGGACCGCGGGGAGCUGAAACUGCUGCUGCUGGGGCCGGGCGAGAGCGGCAAGAGCACGUUCAUUAAGCAGAUGCGCAUCAUCCACGGGGCCGGCUACUCGGAGGAGGACCGCAAGGGCUUCCGGCCGCUCGUCUAUCAGAACAUCUUCGCCUCCAUGCAGGCCAUGAUCGAGGCCAUGGAGCGGCUGCAGAUCCCCUUCGGCAGGUCCGACAGCAAGCACCACGCCAGCCUGGUCAUGAGCCAGGACCCUUAUAAGGUGACCACGUUCCAGAAGCGCUAUGCUGUGGCCAUGCAGAGUUUGUGGCAGGACGCGGGCAUCCGGGCCUGUUACGAGCGCCGGCGCGAAUUCCACCUGCUGGACUCCGCCAUUUACUAUUUGUCCCAUCUGGAGCGCAUCACUGAGGAAUGCUACAUCCCCACGGCCCAGGAUGUACUGCGGAGCCGAAUGCCCACCACCGGCAUCAAUGAGUACUGCUUCUCCGUGCAGAAAACCAACCUGCGGAUCGUGGAUGUGGGUGGCCAGAAAUCAGAGCGCAAGAAAUGGAUUCACUGCUUUGAGAAUGUCAUCGCCCUCAUCUACCUGGCAUCGCUUAGCGAGUAUGACCAGUGUCUGGAAGAGAACAACCAGGAGAACCGUAUGAAAGAGAGCCUGGCCCUGUUUGGGACCAUCCUGGAGCUGCCCUGGUUCAAAAGCACCUCGGUCAUCCUGUUCCUCAACAAAACCGACAUCCUGGAGGAAAAGAUCGUUGCCUCCCACCUGGCCACCUAUUUCCCCAGCUUUCAGGGCCCCAAGCAGGACGCGGAGGCGGCCAAGAAAUUCAUCCUGGACAUGUACACGGGGAUGUACACGGGCUGCGUGGACGGCCUCGAAGGCAGCAAGAAGGGGCCGCGCUCCCGCCGCCUCUUCAGCCACUACACGUGCGCCACGGACACACAGAACAUUCGCAAGGUCUUCAAGGACGUGCGGGACUCGGUGCUGGCCCGCUACCUGGACGAGAUCAACCUGCUGUGACCCACGGCGCCCCCACCGCACCGAAGUGACCCCUGCCGGGCAGGUGGAUCCCAGGCGUCCCCGUCACUCCAGCCUCGGGCCCAGGUGGCAGAAAAGCCCUCCGCGCCUCUCACCUGAACAGCGCCUCCCUUGACUCAGUUUACCUCUUCGGAAAGGGGAAGUGGAGCAGAAUAGCCACUGGGGAUGCUGGGGGAGGAAAAGUGAAGAAGACACCGAGGGGACCCAAGACCUGCAGGGGUGGAUGUCUCUUAGGGACCCCCCACCCGAGAGUGUGUCACUGGGGCAGGGCUGGGCAUUCCCCCGGGUGACCCACCUGGGUGGCGGGGCCGGCCUUCAGGAGCGGACUCUCGCGCCCCCUGGUGGACACCGGGAGGGACGCCUCGCUGAGCGCUUCCCGCCAGAGGGCUCAGUCAACUAUCUCAGGACUUUCUCUGGCUCGGGGACACCAUCUCCGAAAAGUGCUGUCCCUCCCAGAUCCCCUAGCCUCAGUGUCCCGCCCCGUUCGCAGAGGAGGGGAACCGAGACACACAAACAGCGGUUUUCCUCCUUCCCAGGCCGAGAGCCAGGCGUACAUCAUGCAAAUUAAUCUUCUGUAUUUAUUCCCUUGCCUUUCGAGGUAGAUAUUAAAGAAAGGACAUUGCAGAGACUGUGGUUUCUUAGGACCGGUGUCACCCUGUGCUCCACCCCCACCCUGUUCUCUCUUCCAGUUAGCUGGGCGGGUGCAGACGUACGGAGGAUGGGGGGAAAACGUGUUGGGAGGAGAGGUUCCCUUUGUAUCCGGCCGCUUGUGUGGGUGCAGCACCCAGAGCUCUGCCUGCCGGCGGUGAUUUUGAGGAAGACAUCGGAGUCUAAGCCGGCCGUGGUGGCGCACGCCUGUCAUCCCAGCACUCUAGGAGGAUGAGGCAGGACAAUCAAAAGUUCAGGCCUGGCC